Messenger RNA from Cokeromyces recurvatus, 336 nucleotides. RefSeq lists its product as uncharacterized. The coding region runs from base 1 to 336 and encodes 111 amino acids. The record is from RefSeq and is a predicted model, not a curated record. Lineage: Eukaryota; Fungi; Mucoromycota; Mucoromycetes; Mucorales; Mucoraceae. The transcript is spliced from 4 exons.
AUGAUUUCAAUGGAUCGCUCAUUUAGAACUGCGAUUACUCAAAGAUUAUUACCUAUUAGCUCUACAAUCCUUGUCCGUUUUUUAACUGCUCAAGUAGAUGAAGCAUUUUCAGGAAAAGAGGAAGAGGAAGAAACGGUUAUUGCCGAUAGCGAUGACGAAUAUGAGAAUGAGAAAGUAGAAGCCAACAAGAACAGUAGACAUGUAGAAGAAGAGCAAGCGAUCAAUGUCGAAGAAGACAUUGUAGACGACAGCAACGAAAACAGCUUUGUAGACGAAGACAUAGAUGAUGGGGUCAACGAAGCAAAUAACACAGAACAAAAUGUAUUUAAAGGGUAA